Messenger RNA from Monosiga brevicollis MX1, 2049 nucleotides. RefSeq lists its product as uncharacterized. Lineage: Eukaryota; Choanoflagellata; Craspedida; Salpingoecidae. The coding region runs from base 1 to 2049 and encodes 682 amino acids. The record is from RefSeq and is a predicted model, not a curated record. The transcript has 13 exons. Gene Ontology annotation, molecular function: protein binding.
AUGGCUGCCACCGGCUUGGGCUUUGCCGAGACGCGCCAGGAGCUGAGGCUGCUGCGCAGCCUCUUGUGCUGUUCACUCUGCAACUCUGGCCGGAUCGAGAAGCCGUUCUAUCUGGUGACGUGUGGUCAUUACUUUUGCAAAGAAUGCAUUGUUAGCAAGCUUCAAGAGCAAAGCUCUUGUCCCGAAUGUCACCUGCCCGCGGUGCCCAAGGACUUGCGCUCGGAAGACAAGGUGGACGCAGCCGCUCGCUGCUGCUUGGCUCUGGAACAAACGCUUGACAAGCUCACCAGUCAGCCCCGGGGCCUCCUGGAACGCACCAACUUACCUCUGGGUCUCGGCUUUACACGCUCCAAGCGCUCACUCAGCCAGCAGUGCCCUGCAUCCAUCGAGCCCAUGCUUGAUCAGCCCUCCCUUGAAUGCUCGUCCAUCGAUGAUCUGAGCCUUCCGACGAUAGACCUCCAGCCCCGAAAGGGCCGCUCUCGGCCGGCGUCGGCUCUUCGCUCUCAGUCUAAACCGCAGCCACAGAUUUUGCCCGCCGCCGCGAGCAAUUCGGUGUCAAGCAAUUCGGUGUCAAAGGAUGUGACUUCCUUCCAGCAGGCUUCGCCAGCAGCCAAAAAUGUCAAUGACUCCCAGACCUCACCACUGCCAGACGCCAACGGCAACACGAGCAUUCAGGCAGAGACGGAACCAAAGCGGGCCAAGCGGGCCAAGCCGGCCAAACGCACCAAGCGCACACGAUCUGCCACCAUCAAUGACCCAACAUCAGCAGCAGACGGCAAAAUCAAGUCCGGGGUCAAGUGGCGUCGAUCCAACUCCCUCAAGACUGCUACGCCUGACGCGGCCGCGGACAGCCCAGUCUCUGACGAUGUGCAAAGUUCAGCAGAUGACAAGAGUGAGAUUAUUGACAUCAAGCCAAUUAUUCCCGACGCUUCUGACAUUCACACUCCAAAUGCCAGUCGUCAAGGCGCCAAGCCACGCUCAGCUCGCAAGUCGCCCAAGACACAUGUCAAUUCCGUCGGCGAAUCGCUGCUUCAGUGUGCCUGCAAGCGACCAACGCCAAAGAUGGAAGUCAUCACCAAGCUCUUGGAAGAGGGCGCGCACGUCAACCAUCGCGACUAUAAUGGUUGGAGCCCAUUGCACGAGGCCGUGGCGCUGGGCCAUCUUGCCGUCGUGCAACUACUGCUCACUCACAACGCCGAUCCAAACCUACAAAGCCACAGUCGCACCACCCCGCUCCACGACGCAGUCAUCAAUGAUGACGUAGCACUCGUACAGGCUUUGAUCCAAGCGGGGGGCAACCCGUAUCUGACCACGGAUCGUGGUCAGAGUGCCCUUGACCUUGCUCGCAGCGAAGGUGUCAAGUCUGUGUUGCAAUCAGCCCCCCCGCCCCCCGCCCCCGGUACCGCCACCAAGGCCGCCGUGGGCAAGGACGGCAUGAGUCCCAUCCGCUUUAUUGCCAUCUCGGGGCUGGACGCCGACAGCAAGGCAUUAGUAGAGGAACUAUGCCAACAGUUUGAGUUGGAGCUAUGCCCUGAAGUCAACGAGUCUGUGGACGUGGUGAUUAUGGAAGCCGACGAGAAGGGCCUUGUGAAGCGCACCUUGAAGUAUCUCGCCGCUUUGCUCUGCGGUUGCUGGAUCGUCAAUGCCACAUACUUGCGCGAGUGUCUGGAAGCACAACGACUUUUACCGUGCGAGGCAUUUGAGGUCAAGGGGUGUUCUUCCACCUCGCAUGUGGAUGUGCCACAGUUGGCGCGAAUCUCACGGAUGAGCAACGUCAAGCCACUUUUUGACAGCGUGUCUUUUUUCAUCGAGGGAUCGACUCGCCGCACUUCCGGCACAGCGGCAGGCACACCUCCCAACGCCGAUCUUCGCCGCCUCAUCGAGCUUGGUGGUGGCAAGGUGGUCACGCGCCGAAGCGAGUCGACCGUGGUGUUGCGAAGCUCGAUGCCACGACACCCGAGGCGCUCGCAAUCUUCAGGCAAUUGCUUCACGCCAGCGGAUCUACUCGAUUGCAUUGCCAAUCAAGAGUUUCUACCAUCUCUUUCCUAA